AUGGAGCCCUUUGCCCAUGCCAACGACUUAGACGACAUGGCUGACAAGCUCAGCCAGCUUAGCACUUCGUCCCAGCCGUACGAUGACCGCCCGCGAAUCCCGUCGAUCCCCCGUUCCGACUCACCGAGGACCUUCUUCGAUGAUUUCAUCCCGCGCCCCGGCACCGCUAAAUCACAAGCAGGCUCCGAGCGCCGGCCGUCGCGGGGCUCAACCCUCGGCCUUAGCAUCUUCCCAGCCCCCAAGGGUCCGGCCCCGAAUCGUCCUCUGCCCGCCGUGCCGCCUCUGAACCGCGCCAACUCCCACCGCACGUCUCUCCAGCAAUCGAUCGACGGCUCCGAGGCCGGUGUCUCGGGUGACACCUCGCACUAUUCACAGUCUUCGGCAGCAUCGACUUUGGAACGAACGUCUACGAAUGGAAGUGGCAGCGCCGCAUCGCCUCUCUCGCCCCCUCCUCUGUCGCCCCUGAAGCUGUCUGAGCUCAGGAAAAAGCUUUACCAGCCUCUUCAGCCUCCUAUCGCUGAUUCUGGAGUCACCCUGCACCACUGGAAGCAGCUCACUUCGACCGAUAAGCCUUCAAAGGACCCAACCAUCUACUUUUUCGACGUGAGCGUGACCUCUGCAACUCUCGCCUCUAAACAUGGCAACAACCUCGUGAAAGUCUGGUCUGUCAGUACAGGCGAAGUUCUAUCCUCUCUCAAAAUCUCCUGCUACACGACCGCGCAGCGACGUUCCCGCGAGUACUUUGUGCGCUCUCAUGCGGUUCUCUCCGAGCCCCAGUCCCUCAUCGCAAUUGCAACCGGCUUCGGCGACACCCUCGAGAUUUACGACUGGUCCCGCAAAAAGCGCCUGCAAACCAUCGACGCCGCCAACCGCUGGGCGGCGGCCCGCAGCUCCAACUCCCUAGACACAACCUGGUGUCCCCUAGCAACUUACCGCUCCGAUACCCACACCAUCGACCUAUACACAGUAGCUCGGACCUCCGCCCUAUCCAAGAAACCCCUCAAAAAGGCCCGCUCCAUCGACCUCACCAAGUGCAACCUCCCCAUCCUCCCCAAAUUCCCCGAGCUCGCCUUCUCCUCCACCUCACCCCUCCUCGUCACAGCCUCUGGCCCCCGCCCCCCACGGCCCGGCCACCCUCCCCCGCAAAACGAAACCCUCCUCGUCGCCUGGGAAAUCCACGACGGCGCGCCCGCUAACACUCCCUACAAGCUCGUCACUCCUUGGCAGCACCCCGAGAUCGAGACUGCUUUGCCGUCUGGCCUCGCCACGUACGGCAGUGUGGCUGUGUCCAUCUGGAUCCCGGCCUCGUAUAAGGCAGUCCCGAUCCCCGGAGGCCAGGGCGGCUUCCACAUCCAGCCUGUCCAGGUGCCCUACAGGUACGUGCUUGUCUGGGACUUCUCCGUCAACAGCACACGUACCUUCCGCAUUCCUAAUGCCCAGGCGGCGUGUAUAUCCCCUGACUGCCGCUUCAUCGCGUACUGCGACGCCUCCGGCGUUGAGUCUGGAGCCCGGGGUUGCCUAGCCCUGCUGGAUGCCAUGUCAGGCAAGAUGCUCUGGUGCUGGCCGGAUCCGGAUGCGCCUGUUGGCGGGCAGGAGGAUUUGGAGAGGGAGUUGGGGGGAAGUUUAAGGGCUGUGAGUGAGAUGGCGUUUAGUGAGGACGGAGGAUUCUUGUUUGUAGGUGAGGACAGAGGGGGAAUACAUGUGUUUGAGGUUAGGGAGAGGGAUAAGGUGAAGGGGGUGCAGGGACUGGGGCAAGGGGAGUGGGAAAAGGCAGCGGGAAGUGGGGUUAGUGUGGUGCCUGUGCCGAGCGCAUGA
Thermochaetoides thermophila DSM 1495 is the source of this 1815-nucleotide messenger RNA. RefSeq lists its product as uncharacterized. NCBI's taxonomy places the organism in Eukaryota, Fungi, Ascomycota, Sordariomycetes, Sordariales, Chaetomiaceae. The record is from RefSeq and is a predicted model, not a curated record. The transcript is spliced from 2 exons. Gene Ontology annotation, molecular function: protein binding. The coding region runs from base 1 to 1815 and encodes 604 amino acids.